AUGACCUCUACACAUUUUAAGACAUUUGGAAACCAAUCCAGGAUUGAUGAGUUCAUCAUUUUGGGCUUCACCAACUUUUCUGUGAAACUUCAGCUAUUUCUCUUCAUUCUCUUUCUUUUCAUAUACAUCUUUACCAUACUAGGCAAUCUCAUAAUUAUCACUGUUGCCACAUUAGACUCCAUACUUCAUACACCUAUGUAUUAUUUCCUUCGCAACCUCUCCUUCCUUGAAAUUUGCUAUAUUACAGUAACUCUUCCCAAGUUGCUCAACACAUUUGUAGAUAAGAGAAAGACCAUUACUUUCCAAGGGUGCUGCACCCAGAUGUACUGUUUUUUCACACUUGGUGUAACCGAGUGUUUCCUCCUGGCAGUUAUGGCUUAUGACCGGUAUGUAGCCAUCUGCAAUCCUUUGAGAUAUUUUUCUGUCAUGAAUAAAACUACUUGCCUCCGACUGGCUUCUCUCUCUUGGGUUUCAGGCAACCUUAUCUCCCUUGGCCAGACAGCCUCAAUCUUUAGUCUUCCAUAUUGUGGUCCCAAUAUCAUUAAUCAUUUUUUCUGUGACAUCCCUCCUUUACUCAAACUGGCCUGUACUGAUGUUUCUGUUAAUGAAAUUUCUGUUUCAGUCACUGGAUUCCUGGUACUCCCCCUCCCCUUUGCAUUGGUUCUUUACUCCUAUGGACGUAUCAUCGGGGCAAUAUUGCGCAUCAGCACUAGCACUGGCCGUAAGAAGGUUUUCUCUACCUGUGCCUCACACUUUGUCUCUGUCACAUUAUUCUUUGGAACAGGAGCAUUCACUUAUGUGCGGGUAAAGGCAAGUGACAAUUCUGAUAAUGACAAACUGUUGUCUCUUCUCUAUAGUGUAGUGACUCCUCUUUUGAACCCCCUUAUAUACAGCUUAAGGAAUCAGGAGGUAAAAGGGGGUCUCAGAAAACUCUUGAAACAAAAUGAUGGUGUCAGGGAUAAAUCAGGCUAA
Molecule: messenger RNA, 972 nt
Organism: Bombina bombina (fire-bellied toad)
Lineage: Eukaryota; Metazoa; Chordata; Amphibia; Anura; Bombinatoridae
Product: olfactory receptor 10A7-like
Exons: 1
Coding region: 1-972 (323 amino acids)
Biological process (GO): G protein-coupled receptor signaling pathway
Cellular component (GO): membrane
Molecular function (GO): G protein-coupled receptor activity; olfactory receptor activity
Source: RefSeq, a predicted model, not a curated record